UCGUCAACUCGCUGGCCAGACCCCGUCGGCUCUUCAUCUCCGCUCCUCCUCCUCAAGUCGACCUUCCAGGCGCACGCGUGCCGGCUUCCUCGUGACCAACAACAACAUAGCAGCAGCCCGCGGGGCUGCGUAGACGAGUUCCUGGAGCACCUCGUCGGAACUGUCCCGCGCGCGAAGCGGGCGACGCACGCUAUGUGGGCGUGGAGAGGCUCCUCGCCAAGCACGCCGGGGACCACGGCUCAUAGCGUCAAAACGGGUACGGCGGUCCCCUCCGGCAGCUCUGACGGCGGGGAAUCUGGCGCGGGAGACCGUCUGGCGCAGCUGCUGGAGCUCUCGAGAUCCGAGGACGUGAUUCUGGUCGUGUUCCGGUGGUAUGGCGGUGUGCAGCUUGGCGGGCAAAGGUGGAAGUGUAUUUCGGCGGUCGCGAAGGAGGCGCUGGAGAAUGGCGGGUUCUUGGGUAAUGGACGGGAUGGGGGGGAGAGUGAGCGUUUGAGAGGCAAGGAGAAAGGGCGGUCCCGCGGAAAG
Laetiporus sulphureus 93-53 is the source of this 525-nucleotide messenger RNA. RefSeq lists its product as uncharacterized. The transcript has a single exon. The annotation marks the transcript as partial. Gene Ontology annotation, biological process: regulation of translational initiation. Gene Ontology annotation, cellular component: cytoplasm. NCBI's taxonomy places the organism in Eukaryota, Fungi, Basidiomycota, Agaricomycetes, Polyporales, Laetiporaceae. The record is from RefSeq and is a predicted model, not a curated record.